This is a messenger RNA of Linderina pennispora, 936 nucleotides long. RefSeq names its product phosphoglycerate mutase-like protein. The coding region runs from base 1 to 936 and encodes 311 amino acids. The record is from RefSeq and is a predicted model, not a curated record. NCBI's taxonomy places the organism in Eukaryota, Fungi, Kickxellomycota, Kickxellomycetes, Kickxellales, Kickxellaceae. Gene Ontology annotation, molecular function: phosphatase activity. The transcript has 2 exons. Gene Ontology annotation, biological process: dephosphorylation.
AUGGAUAUCUGUGGGAAGUGCCCGGACCUGACGCGUCAACGCAACGUCCCCGGCGUACCUAUCGGUCGCACUGAGAUGGAAAUCGACAGCACCUUGCCCUAUGCCAACAUAUUCUGGUCCGGCAACUGCGAGUUGGGCCAGCUGACGGACCUCGGCAAGGAGAAAAUGCAGAGCGGAUGUAGCGUUCUGGUUGGGUUGAGCAACUGCCAGCCGCACCCAGACGUGGUCAUGCAUAUGCGGCCUAAGUCAAUGGAGACGCUGAUCAGCACUGGAGAAAACUGCCCGGCAUCCAGCGCUGCAUUUGGCAAGGCAUUCAGCACACCCGAGUAUGCGAAAUAUAGCGCUCAAAUCGCUGCGUUCACGAACCGCACUCUCAGUAUCCUCCAACCCUCGUCAAUCCCAACAUGGCGUGCUGGUAUGAAUGUCAACGACUACCUGUGGCUAUCCGUGUGCCAUGGUAAACCGCUUCCUUGCUCGUCAGCAAACCCCUCGGACUGCCUGACUGCUGCUGAUGCUGUGACCGCCUACGAGCACUCCAGCAAGCAGAACGAGAUUAUCCAGGCUACAGGCAAUGUGGCGCGCCUGUUUGUUGGCCCAUUCUUGGGUGAGAUCCGUCGGCCUAUUGCCAACGCUGUCAAUGGCAACGCCAAAGCCAAGUUCGAGCUCCAUUCGGCACACGAUAUCACCGUGUAUUAUCUCCUGAGCCUGCUGCAAAAGGAAGAUAUGUCAAGAUGGUCCGUUUACGGUUCGAACCUGGUCUUUGAGGCAUGGAAGAACAACAAAAACGGCAGCUAUGUCGUGCGCUUGCUCUAUAACGGUGAGGUCGUCACUGCGACCAAGGUCAGCGGCCUAGACUGGAAUGCAGUGCCGCUCGACUCUUUCUUCAAGGUUGCAGAUGCCAGCACCCCUGAUAUUGCCACUGAGUGUCAUGUCUGA